GCAAAAAGCUGUGAGACAUCUCACACUAACCUGAAGCAACAAAAUGGAAAAUCGAGAAAGCAAUACACCUUCAAGUGAACCUGAUGUUAAUAAUGAAGCAAAAGCCAAUAAAACUAUCAGUAAAAUCAAAAAUAAAACACCCCUGACCAUCCCUGAUCCCUCUACAAAUAUCGUUGAUGGUAAGAUGAGAUGUGCAUUUUAUAUCCUGAAGAAGAAAAGAUACUGUAGAUGUGACCCAGCUAAUGGUAUGACUUAUUGUGUAGAACACAGUUACCUACUGAAUGGGAAAGACAUUGAAAGGAAAAGAGUGGCAUGUCCUUUGAAUCCUAAACAUUCUUGCUAUGAAGAUCAACUUGAUAAACAUGUAAGGAAGUGUAAUGCCAGACAGAGCAAUGUUGAGCCAUAUUUUGUGAAAGACAUAAACAGUGGUGAGCUGGAUGGGAGAAAAGUCACUGAAGUGAAAGAAAAGGUGUCUGUCAAUACAAUACCUAUGGAAGAACUGAAAACAUUCAUAACUAAAGUGGAGCAGUUAUAUACAGAGCACUGUCCAUUAAUAGAGGAAGAGGUCUAUUUUCACCCUGUCUUAAAGGAUGAGGCUCAAACCCCACUCUAUGGUGCCCCAGCAUUGAAACACAUAAAACAACAGGCCUCUCUAUUAGGUCAUAUGGAAGAGCUAGGCCUGCUGCAAGAUAACAUACGCUUCAUAGAGUUUGGGUCAGGGAAAGGAGGUCUCUCCCACUGGGCUCAGCUUGCUUUGUCUCACUGUAAGAAUUGCAACUUCACUCUUGUUGAUAGAGGAGCAGUGAGAUACAAGUUGGAUCGUAUGCACCGAGAGGAGAAUCAGGGGCCAAAUUUUGAACGUCUGCGUAUGGAUAUUCAAGACCUUGACCUUUCCAGGGUGCCAUCUAUUGUGCAACAUGCUGGCCCUCUGGUGGCGAUGAGUAAACAUCUCUGUGGGGCUGCAACAGAUCUGAGUAUCAACUGUUUAUCUCGUAUUAGGACAUCACCUUUACAAAAAGAACCCAUCUGCAGUACAGAACAGGAAAAUCAUGACCUCAAUCAGUCAAAUAUAGACAAUGAAAAGAAUGAUCUCAAUUCUGAAGGGCAAGAGAAGACAGGGGACAAGAGGAUGGAUACUUUAGAAAGUUUGGCCAAGAAACCAAAGAUAGAUGGCAGUUGUGGUGUACUGAAUAAAAGUUGGGUGAAAGGAGUUGUCAUAGCUCUUUGCUGUCACCACAGGUGUGAAUGGCAGAGCUAUGUUGGUAAAGACUUUAUGUUGCAACAUGGCAUCAAAGAGAGGGAUUUCAAGAUUCUGACAACUAUGACCAGCUGGCGUACAUGCGGCACUAGAUCCAGCACAACGCAGACAGAGAAACAUAAUGCUGAGCAUUAUAAUCAUGACAGGUAUGGAACUCUAAAACCUGAAGAAAGAGAGGAAAUAGGACGUAAAUGUAAACUGCUCAUAGACAUUGGUAGAAUGAAACAUAUGGAAAAACUGGGUUAUAAUGUCUCUCUAAAGGCAUACACCAGUACAGACAUUUCACUUGAGAACAUUGCACUAAUAGCUAUUCCAAGGAAUACUAGUAAUUCUUGAUGUUCUGCUGCAUGAAUGAAAUUUUAGUUUUGAUUCGAAAGGCAUUUUAAAAUUUUAAUUUUGAAUUGUACCAUUAAGCCGAGCUAAACAUAUAGAUACAAAUAAAAAAUUAUUGAAACACU
Owenia fusiformis is the source of this 1716-nucleotide messenger RNA. NCBI's taxonomy places the organism in Eukaryota, Metazoa, Annelida, Polychaeta, Sabellida, Oweniidae. The record is from the annotation of a GenBank genome assembly.